GCUUGCUUGCUUGCAUUCAUUCCCUCCUCCGAGCUGCCUCCACAACAAUGCAGGGAUAAUUACCCUAUCUGUUUGGAUUUGCGCUGGUUUAUCCUUCUUGAAAAACAAAAGUGUAGCUGGACAAUAGAGGCAGCUGUCCCCCGAAAUGCUGAACGUUAUGAAUUCAGGGAAAACAACCUCAGAGGCGGACGCGGUUUGUCCGGAUCAAUUAAAUUCGCCCCAAGCAGAAGAGAGCAAGGAUAGGACGGUAUGUAUUUUACACUGGGUGACGAAGCCCAACGUCGGUGUCACUUUACCAAUGCCUGUACUUUCCCUGAAGCGACAGGAUUGAGCGAUUUCGGCACUGACGACACCAUGUGUGACUCAAAAAUGAACGUAACCUUAAACGCCGCGCGUUCCCUGCCUACGGCGUCCCUCUGAGCUAGCUUAGAUGACCUAAAACUAGCUAGCAUGAAGUUUUGCUUUCCACCGGUGAAAGUUAGUAUUCUCAUUUGAAAAACCAAAAUUGUGACAAAACAUCACAUUACGACAGGAGACGUAAAAUGAGUUUGUUUACCGGGAUUUUAAAGGUACGCUAAGCUAGCUCAUUUGCAGUAAGUAAUUAAGAGUAACUAGUGAGUGGCAAUGGGAAUGGAAAGUAAGGCUACUGACAGGAGAGGGGUAACGUUAGUAUGUAUGCUGGCUCUCAAGGUUAAAGCGGUGCAAGAAUUACGAUCAAGGCGUGAGGAAAGCUUGGAGCAGCAGCAUGCUUUUCCACUCCAGCAGACUCUAUCACUGCUGCAACUGAGGGCCAGGACCCAGCAGCACGGCUGCAGCUGAGGCCAGGGAAAAGGAGGAACAGUGGAGAGGGAAGAGGCAAGCUGCUAGAGGUGAAAGCAGCAGCCGCAGGAGGACAGAGAUGGAUGAGCAGUACUCCACAGGAUCAAUCAGUGCUGGCUAAUUUGGAGCCCCAGCCCAGGUACCUGGAAGACAGCUUUGAAAGGGUCGUGGGAGGUGAGGUGGCCAGUCCCAACUCCUGGCCUUGGCAGAUCUCUCUUCAGUACAGAUCUGGCAGCAGCUACUACCACACAUGCGGUGGAACCCUGAUUGAGAGAGGCUGGGUUAUGACAGCUGCUCACUGUGUGGACAGCAGUAGGACGUGGCGCGUCGUCCUCGGUGACCAUGACCUCUAUGUCUCCAAUGGCAGAGAGCAGGUCAUUGGUGUCAGCGCUGUUUACAUUCAUCCCAAGUGGGACUCCAGCAGUGUGGCAGGAGGGUAUGACAUCGCCCUACUGCGUUUGUCUUCUAUGGCCACUCUGAACUCUUAUGUCCAGCUGGGCUCUCUGCCUCCCUCUGGCCAGGUUCUGCCCAACAACAACCCCUGCUAUAUCACAGGAUGGGGACGCACUUCCACUGGUGGCAGCCUGUCUGCCCAGCUGAAGCAGGCUUUCCUUCCUGUGGUUGACUACAAGACCUGCAGCAGCAGUGACUGGUGGGGCAGCACUGUCAAGACCACCAUGGUGUGUGGUGGUGGUGGUGCUGAGGCUGGAUGCAAUGGUGACUCUGGUGGCCCUCUGAACUGCCUUGUUAAUGGAAAAUAUUACGUCCAUGGUAUUGCCAGCUUUGUUUCUGGUUAUGGAUGUAACUACCCCAAGAAGCCCACCGUCUUCACCCGUGUCUCUGCCUACAUCGAAUGGAUGGACUCGAUCAUGGCCUAAACAGAAGACUCUUCUGUGCUGGAGCACACAAAGACAGAGAGUGCCUCGACCAUGUUUUCAUCUGCAGUGGUUCAUCACUCGUCUGGUCUCAUUCUACCAAAAAUAAACUUAAUUAAACUUUGA
This is a messenger RNA of Scatophagus argus, 1820 nucleotides long. Its product is annotated as elastase-1-like. NCBI's taxonomy places the organism in Eukaryota, Metazoa, Chordata, Actinopteri, Scatophagidae. Gene Ontology annotation, biological process: proteolysis. The coding region runs from base 903 to 1697 and encodes 264 amino acids. The record is from RefSeq and is a predicted model, not a curated record. Gene Ontology annotation, molecular function: serine-type endopeptidase activity. The transcript is spliced from 9 exons.